Acanthoscelides obtectus is the source of this 334-nucleotide messenger RNA. The record is from the annotation of a GenBank genome assembly. Lineage: Eukaryota; Metazoa; Arthropoda; Insecta; Coleoptera; Chrysomelidae.
CAGAAGUGAAUCAAAUUGUGUUUGCAAAAUGUUCAAGCUGUUCGCCAUUGUCUUCGCUGCCCUAGUGGCCCUCGCUUCAGCUGUGCCAGCCCCUGAGGCUGCCCCAGUUGCGGCCCCUAAGGCUCAGCCGAACCCCGCUCCUGUCUACUACGCCGCCCCUGCUGUCGCCUACACCGCCCCUCUUGCUUACUCUGCCUACACACCACAUCUGACCACAUACCAUGGAGCAGGUGCCCACUACGUCUACUAGGCCAGUCUACUUGAUAUUUCUUCCGGAUAUGCAUUUUAAAUAUGUCAGACCAGAAUUUACGUUGAAAUAAAGCAUUUUAAGUUA